AUGUCUUACUCCUGGGUCGGCGCACCUACUGUAUUCAAUGGCACGGACCCUUUGGGUGGUGACUCCACGAUGGUGUUGAUCAUGAUUCCGGGUCUUGGUUUUCUCUAUUCUGGUCUGGCACGCAGAAAGUCGGCUCUUAGUAUGAUCUGGGCCUGUAUGGCGUCCUGUUCGAUCAUCACUUUCCAAUGGUACUUUUGGGGAUACUCUCUGGCUUUCUCUGGAGGUGCAACCAAUGGCUUCAUCGGCAACCUACAAAAGUUUGGUCUCAAGGAGACUCUCGGUGCACCUUCUCCUGGCUCCCCUCUUAUCCCUGAGCUCCUCUAUGCUUUCUAUCAGGUAUGCAUUCUUCGUGUUGACUCUAGAUACUGUCAGUCCUCUAACAACAACAACACANNGAUGCAAUUCUGUGCCGUCACCGCCGCCAUCGUCGUUGGUGCAGUCGCCGAGCGUGGUCGCCUGAUUCCUUGCAUGGUAUUCAUCUUCUUCUGGGCUACUCUUGUCUACUGCCCAAUCGCUUGCUGGGUUUGGGGAGCAAACGGAUGGGCAUUCAAAUGGGGUGUCCUCGACUACGCUGGAGGCGGUCCCGUCGAGAUUGGCUCUGGUAUGUCCGCUCUUGCCUACUCGAUGAUCCUCGGAAGACGUCAGGAAAAGAUGAUGCUCAACUUCCGUCCCCACAACGUCUCUCUCAUUACCCUUGGUACUGUCUUCCUCUGGUUCGGCUGGUUGGGCUUCAACGGUGGUUCGGCCUUCGGUGCCAACCUUCGCGCUACCAUGGCUUGCUGGAACUCCAACUUGACUGCCAUGUUCGCUGCCAUUGCCUGGGUUGUUCUCGAUUGGAGACUUGCCCGUAAGUGGUCCAUGGUCGGUUGGUGCUCUGGUACCAUUUCUGGCCUUGUCGCUGCCACUCCCGCUUCCGGUUUCAUCACUCCCUGGGCAUCCGUCGUUCUCGGCAUCACCACCGGCAUCGUAUGCAACUUUGCAACCAAGGUCAAGUUCUGGAUUCGCAUCGACGAUGCUAUGGAUGUGUUCGCUGAGCACGGUGUCGCUGGCAUGAUCGGUCUUUUCUUCAACGGCAUCUUCGCUGCUUCCUACAUUAUUGGUCUCGACGGUGUCAACAACGGUAUUGACGGUGGAUGGAUUCAGCACAACUGGAAGCAGCUGUACAUGCAAAUUGCCUACAUCGCUGCCGUCACCGCCUACUCCUUCGUCAUUAGUGCCGCUAUUGCCUGGAUCAUCAACAAGAUUCCUGGCCUCCACCUUCGCGCGUCCGAGGAGGCUGAACUUCUCGGUAUGGAUGACGACCAGCUCGGUGAAUUCGCCUACGACUAUGUCGAGGUUCGCCGUGAUUACCUCGCCUGGACUCCCGCUCGCGAUUUGCCCGAGACUGCCGAGCACCAAAUCCCUCAGGGUGACCGCCAUGGUAUCCCCCAACACUCGCAAAUGCUCGAGGGCAAGGCCCCCAGCGAAAGCGACAGCCAAGGAAACGAGCACACCGGUAUCGGUGGUGACCGUCACGCCGUUGCCUACGAGAAGGCGGAACGCGAACAGCGCACCUUGGACGGUUAA
Molecule: messenger RNA, 1566 nt
Organism: Aureobasidium uvarum
Lineage: Eukaryota; Fungi; Ascomycota; Dothideomycetes; Dothideales; Saccotheciaceae
Source: the annotation of a GenBank genome assembly